AUGGUGCGACAACAGCCCGACAGGAAGUCUGCGAACCAGCAGCAUCAACCUCGGGACAACCGGGAGCAUGAUGAUAGAACUUCCGACAGCCACGAGGGCUUGCCAAAUGAACCUGCUCCAAAGCGCCACAAACGAGGAAAAUACGUAGGAGAAAAAUCAAGGGAGCUGGCCAAUGCGGACGCUGGCUUUCAUAGUCAGGACGAUCAAUCACAGGUACCAGCUUUCUCAGGUGAAUCUUCUAUUAACCACACCCUGGAUCAAAUUGAGGGCUACCUGGAGCGUACGGAUGUCAGGUAUGGUCAUGCAGAGCGUCUUAUGUCCUGUCAGGCAUCAGGUACAUCUUUGACUGCGCCAAGCUCCCCGGCAGGUGGCUCUAGAGAGACGCAUGAGACAGUCGAUAUACGAAGAAUCUUGAAUACAUGUGGCAUCCAUCCACGCAAAGAAGAAUGGGAUGGGUACAUGCAGACCUUCUGCGAUGAGGUUCACAUUUUGUAUCCCUUCCUUCACAUUCCAAGCCUAUGGGCUAAUUAUGCCAACAUGUGGAAUUCUGGCUUUUCCUCCACGGAGCAUGAGUUUCAAAGAAGCAAGGAUUACCGGAUGAUGGUCGCUCAAGUCGUAUAUCUUUUUCGACUCGACGCCAAUGAAAGAGCGGAGAAAUUCUUAGCGCUUGCCAUCUCGCAUGCACAUCACCUAGGCUUUCAUCGGUCCAAGGUCGUCCGAUGUAUGUCAGCUUUCAACGAUGAGAUGAUUCGGCGACUAUGGUGGUCUCUUUAUGCACUUGAUCGCCGAUUAGCAAUUGAGACGGGCCACCCAUUCCUAAUCCAAGAUGUCAAUGUCGAUGCUCCUCAUCCCCAGAAUCUGGACGACGAAUGGCUCAACCGGCACAAGGAAGACUCCAAGACAAGCAAUGAGCUAGAAAACGACAUCAAGGCAGCACUUUCGAAAGAUCCCACCACACCAAUACCAUAUUUAUCUGCGACCAUCCGCUACUCUCGAGUUGUGGGGAAAAUAUGGGAGGCAAUCUACGGUGCAAAUAUGACGGACGUCAUCCCCAGCUCAAGUCUACUAGAAUACCUAGACCAACUCAUAUCCCGAGCCCAAGUGGAAGUACGACCAGAGUUCUCCGAUAGCCAUCAAUCCGAGCCGCCCAAUCUUGAGCGAAGUAACCCACUUCGAUGGCUUACCAAGCAACAGAUGCUGAUGCGAAUCCGAUGGCUCUCCCUCCGCCUCCUCAUCCGAAAACCAAUCCUCCAACAACGAGCAUCACCCCAGGAAUCUAUCGCCGACAUCCUCGAAACAGAAGUCACCUGCAUCCGAAUCGCCUGCAAUAUCAUUCAGGAAUUCAAACAAAUCCCCCAAUACACGGCGUCUGCAUUCCCCUUCCUCCACUCACUAGUCGGCGCCACAGUCGUCACCCUAGGCCUGAUCAUCCGAGAGCCCUCGUUCAAAGCAAUGUACGGCAACAUAACACUCCAUGCUGCAAUCUCACUCGAGAACUACUGCCGCAAGACAUGGGUCUCGGGAAAAAUGAUUCGAACAAUCCGAAGACUAAAUCAAAUAACUUCGUCCGUUCUGUCUAAUUCCAGAAAUAGAGCGUCGAGUCGUUCCUCAAUGCAGCCAUCAUCCCACAACCAUACCACGGAUACCAACCGUGUCCCUCAGACCACAUCAACCACAACCUGGGCAUCAUCCACUACUCUUCCUCUUGAGAAUCCUACAAGUCACACAUCCACUGUUCAUGCUAGUUAUAUCCCGAUUUCGGCACUGACGAAUCAAAAUACAACUUCCCUUACCACAAGUCCUAUGCAUGCCCCCCAUUCAAUAGCCCCAUCAACACAUUUUCAGCAUGCUUCCGAAGGAUGGACUGUUACGCCGACGAACCUCGUGACCACGGACUUUGACUUCGAGCAGAGCCUUACUAGUGACCUUAUACCGGAUGGUCAUGUCUACGGAUGGAUGGCCGGAACACAACCAGGUGAGAUGCAGCAGGAUGGAACUGCAUACAUGGAGAUGGGAUGGCUGGAGUCUUUGUUUGGGACUGAUCUAGGGUCUAAUGUUAUGGUACCACCUGAGGGUUAG
This is a messenger RNA of Aspergillus pseudotamarii, 2079 nucleotides long. RefSeq names its product fungal specific transcription factor domain-containing protein. NCBI's taxonomy places the organism in Eukaryota, Fungi, Ascomycota, Eurotiomycetes, Eurotiales, Aspergillaceae. The record is from RefSeq and is a predicted model, not a curated record. Gene Ontology annotation, biological process: DNA-templated transcription. The transcript is spliced from 6 exons. The coding region runs from base 1 to 2079 and encodes 692 amino acids. Gene Ontology annotation, molecular function: DNA binding; zinc ion binding.